This is a messenger RNA of Prorocentrum cordatum, 1209 nucleotides long. NCBI's taxonomy places the organism in Eukaryota, Dinophyceae, Prorocentrales, Prorocentraceae. The record is from the annotation of a GenBank genome assembly.
AUGGACGGUGGCGCUGAGGCGUCGGCAGACGCCGACAAGACAGGCAACAAGACGCCAAUGCGCGAAAGUAACAGGCAGAGGAUCAAGGCAAGUCGGAAGAAUACAUGUGAGAAGAAGGUUGGCAAGAAGGACAAGAAGCUCAAGAAGGGCAAGAAGGCAGGGAAGAGCCCCGUCGAUGAUGAAGAGAGCAGACAGAGAAAAGCUUCUCCUUGUAACUCUGCUUCUCCCAAGAGGGCGACAUCGAUCAGCAGCGAAGGAAAGGACAGCCCCAUACGAAGAAAACGAGAGCAAGCAGGUAGAGCGAAGGGCGCUUCCUCGGAUGACGGAACGCACAGCAGGUUGGAAUCUUCGCCAAAGAACGUUGAGGCCACCAAACGGAGCCAGGCGAGUCAUAAGAACCGAUGUGAGAAAAUGGUCGGCAAGACGAGCAAGAAGCUCAAAAAGGGCAACAAAGCGUUGAAGACCCCUGCCCACUUGGAAAAAAGGAGGCAGACUAAGAAAGCAGCAUCGAGCAGCAGCGAGGGAAACGAGCACCCCACAAGAAGAAAGGGAAAACGAACAGCAGGUAGAGCGUCGGGCUCGUCCCCGGAUGGCAGAACGAAUAGCGUCUUGGAAUCUCCGCCAAAGAAUGAAGAGGCCAGGGGCAAGGUAAGCGUUGAGGCCACCAAGCAGGCGGCCACGCUGAUGGAUGGGACACGCAACAGCGAUUACACACCUCCCCCGAAGCGGGAGCGGAGCAUCAGGGCUGCCGAAAAGCAGGCGAGAACGGCAGACGGGGCGGAUGGCGACGCCAGACGUCACUCUGAGCGAAGGCGCUCUGGCAGCAGCCGGGGGCACGGCAGGAGGCGUAGCGGGCGUAGCUGUGAGGACGGGCUUGGGCGAGAGAGUGUCGAAGCCACCGCGUGCCGCAGGAGAAGGCGCAAGAGUAGCAGCAACGCUUCGUCGAGGCCAGGGCGUGCGAGCUCUGGCCGACGGCGCAGCAGGCGUAGCAGGAGCCCAAGGCGCGGCACUGGCGGCGACGGACGGCGGGGCCUCGACACCGUCGUGGAGAAGUACGCCGCGAUGGGCGAGGACGAGCUCAUGAAGCUCGGGCCUACGCGGCUUGUGGAGUGCUUCAAGCUCCUGAUCUUGGGAAGGCUAUUGCUUCUCCCGACUACUCAUAUGGCGCGCUGCGGGACGCCUACUCCGAGGCGCUGGGGCAGUUGUUAG